Ceratina calcarata is the source of this 701-nucleotide messenger RNA. Its product is annotated as guanine nucleotide-binding protein subunit beta-2-like. The record is from RefSeq and is a predicted model, not a curated record. Gene Ontology annotation, biological process: signal transduction. Bases 85 to 630 code for a protein of 181 amino acids. Lineage: Eukaryota; Metazoa; Arthropoda; Insecta; Hymenoptera; Apidae. The transcript is spliced from 3 exons. Gene Ontology annotation, molecular function: protein binding.
AAAAUUUGUCCGCAGUAUCCGCACGUCGAUCAUCGCCGGUGUUUCGUUUCCAAAUAGUUUUAGAGAGCAGCCGCCAAGUAAAAAAUGGGGAAGGAUGAUGCUGAGACGGUGGCUUUGAAAAAAGAACUAGAGGACCUGAUCAACAAAUGCAAGGAAGACCAGAAGAAGCAGCAGGACACCACGCUGGAGGAAACGUGCGCCAGUAUGGCGGACGCUCCCAAAGUUAAAUUGAGUACGAAGAAGUUGUUGAAGGGACACAUCAAUAAAGUGAACUCGGUGCAUUACAGUGGCGACAGUAGGCAUUGCGUGACCGGUUCGUUAGACGGAAAACUGAUCAUCUGGGACUCAUGGACUGGAAACAAGGUUCAGGUGAUCCCGUUGCGCUCCGCGUGGGUGAUGUCUGUGGCUUUCGCACCGUCCGGGAACUUCGUCGCCUGCGGCGGUAUGGACAACAUGUGCACCGUCUACGACGUUAACAAUCGCGAUGCCACCGGCUCGGCGAAGAUCACUCGAGAACUGUUAGGAUACGAAGGUUUCCUCUCGUCUUGCAGAUUCCUCGAGGAUAAGAGAAUCAUCACUGGAUCCGGUGACAUGAAAAUGUAUCCGUUCCUACAAAAUAUAACGAGAUAACUAUUUAUACAAAAUGAAUCAGUAACUAUUGUUAUUUAAAAUAAUGAAAUAUCUAAUAGUUUUUUCGCGUA